UAUUUUUUACUCUCGUGUUCAGCAGGAUCAAUUCUCCACAAGGCGAAUCGUUUAAUUGAUUCUUCUUUCUCGGUGAUCAAAGACAAUAGACCGAUCAGCUGAGCAGUGUUUUGCGCCCCCUAGUGUGCAGGCGUAAAAUGCAUUCUCGGUCAGCGCCACCUAUCGUGCAGGCGUGAAUUAACAGAAGGCGAUGAAUCGUUUCGGGUUCGGUGUGAAAGCACCGUUCGUCAGUCUGAAAGGACCUUUACGUGUGUAAUUUUUCCCACUGCGUGAAGUACCGGAACUUGCAGCCACAAUAACUCUCCAAAACCCGGGGGCGGGGCCAGUAACACUUCUCGUUCCUGAUUGGCUAGACACACCGCGUCAUAUAAAGCGCGACACCAUAAACACAAAAACAGACGCCAUUUUUUAGGGAAAACCUUUCAGAUUAGUUCUUUUUUUAAAAUGGAGAAAACGGAGCCGUGGCACAACAAGGAGACGAAGACACUAAUAGGCAUCUGGUCAGAGGAUGAAGUGCAGCGGGAGCUGGAAGGUACCGUAAGAAAUCAAAAAGUGUUUCAGAAAAUAUCCCAGCGCAUGUGGGAACUGGGUUACAACCGCAGCCCAGAUCGAUGUCGAGUCAAAAUAAAAAAGCUUAAACAAGAUUACAGAAGACUGAAGGAGUACAACAAAAGGAAUGGGACGAACCGGAAAACAAAUCAGUGGUACGACGCGCUGGACGCUGUUCUGGGACGCAGGGCGGAAAGUGUAGGCAGGAGUGUUACAGCGGAGUCCUCCUCCUCUCUGCUGGAGUCUGUGAUGAACUGUAACGGUGUGGAGGACAGAGCAGAUAGUGACGACGACGUCUUGUCAGUCUGUAUUGAUAAUGCAGAUGACAGGAACAGAACCAGGAUUAGUUCUCCAGCGCUUGCAGUAACGUUACCCCUGUCUCCAGGACUGUCCUCUCCUGCGUCCAGCAACCUUACAGCCGAGGAACCCCGACCUACUGUGCCUCGUGUCAGAGGAAAAAGGAGACGAGGACACUCGAACCACAUUGACACUAUGAGAGAGAUCUUCCUUAUGGCUGAGGAUCGCGAAGACAGACGGCAACGAGUUCAUCAAGAAUUUGAAGAAAGACGACUUCAAGUCCUGCAGGAGUUGGAACGCUCAGCUGGGAUUCGAGAGACAGAGUUGAUCAACACCCUGGCACAGUUUAACCAAGGACUGCUCAGUGUAAUGGGGCAGCUAGUAUCCGUCAUGGCCAGCAACCACAGCCCUCAAUCGCCACCUUAAAACUUUUGAUUUCCAAAAUGGUUUUCUUUGGAUUGUUAUGCAGGACAAUUGUUGAAUGCGGUUACAUAUUUAUAACUAAAAUAUAAUAAUAAGCUCUUUUCAGUA
Ictalurus furcatus (blue catfish) is the source of this 1377-nucleotide messenger RNA. Its product is annotated as zinc finger and SCAN domain-containing protein 29-like. Gene Ontology annotation, cellular component: nuclear body. The coding region runs from base 445 to 1272 and encodes 275 amino acids. The record is from RefSeq and is a predicted model, not a curated record. The transcript is spliced from 3 exons. NCBI's taxonomy places the organism in Eukaryota, Metazoa, Chordata, Actinopteri, Siluriformes, Ictaluridae. Gene Ontology annotation, biological process: positive regulation of DNA-templated transcription.